GCAGCAUGGCGGCCGCCAUGGCACUGAGCUGCGGGGCCCGCUACGGGCCCUGUUCCCGGCAGCUGCUGGGACUAAGCGCCCGCGGGCGGCUCGUGCGGCCGGCGGUCUGGGGAGGGAGCGCGGCGCCAGCUUCCAGCCGGCCCGGCCCCGGGGGAGAGGUGCAGUACUGCGCCGAGCUGCUGCGGAAACGUGACUAUGAAGGGUUUCUAUGUUCUCUGUUGUUGCCUGCAGAAUCCCGCACCUCUGCUUUUGCUCUGAGAGCCUUCAACGUUGAACUGGCCCAGAUUAAAGACUCCAUAACACAGAAGACCAUAGGUUUGAUGCGAAUGCAGUUUUGGAGGAAAGCUGUGGAAGAUAUAUACUGUGAUAACCCACCACAUCAGCCAGUUGCUAUAGAACUGUGGAAGGCUAUCAAGAGACAUAACUUGACUAAAAGGUGGCUUCUGAAGAUUAUUGAUGGAAGAGAGAAAAAUUUGGAUGACAGAGCAUAUCGUAACAUCCAGGAACUUGAAACAUAUGCUGACAACACUCAUAGCGCUCUCUUGUAUCUCACCUUGGAAAUGCUGGGUGUGCGGGAUAUCCAUGCAGACCAUGCAGCCAGUCACAUUGGGAAAGCACAAGGCAUUGUCACCUGUUUAAGAGCAACUCCGUAUCAUAGUAAAAGACGAAAGGUCUUUCUUCCUAUGGACAUUUGUAUGUUGCAUGGAGUUUCGCAAGAAGAUUUCAUAAGAGCCAAUCAAGAGAAAAAUGUGAGAGAUGUAAUUUACAACAUUGCCAGCCAGGCGCACGUUCAUCUAGAACAUGCUAGGUCUUUCAGUAAAAAUGUUCCUGUUAAAGCAUUUCCUGCCUUUCUCUAUACAGUUGCUUUAGAGGAUUAUUUAUAUAAAAUACAGAAAGUAGAUUUCAACAUAUUCCAUCCAAGCUUACAUAAGAAGAGUACGUUACUACCAUUGUAUUUAUAUAUUAGAUCCUGGGAAAAAAAAUAUUAAAAAUAGACUUAACAUGUCAGACUGAGUACUGCUUUUUUUAAACUGAUAAUUUUAUAGAAAUGUUUUUGUUAAAUAAGCAAUUUUGUUACACAUUCUGUGAACUGUUCUUAAUUGGAAGUAACAUAUGAGCAUGACCUGUAGCUAUUAGCUUGCUGAUCAUAGGAAAAGCUUGUUCUGGUCAGUAAAUUAGGCAGAUGUGAUUUGGCAGACACACAGAUAUGAACUGUUCUAAGGUUACUCUUGUAGUCAUUUUUUUGUAAUAACCACACUUAUUAUUUACUUGAAGCCAAAUUUUACUUGGGAUAAUCCCCCAUUAAUAUUAUUUACUAUUUAUUCCUGGCAGCAUAUGCUAUCUGCUAAAUGCUUUCCUAACAUAAAAGAAGACCUGAUUCCUGCGCAAAAGAGCUUACAAUCGAUACUCUCGUAUUCAGCUAAGCAACAUUAUUUAGUAUUUUACAAAUUACACAUUACACAAAGCAACAUUUCUUGUGUAUGCCAUUGGUUUGAUGGCACCACCACUUAAAUCCUUCUUGAUGCCUUCAUCUUGUCCCCAAGUCCUUGCUCUUGAGUCCCCACAUGGGCAGAAACCUGCUUCUGAGAUAUGCUGGAUGUUGACACUUCCAACUCUCGAUGGAGUUCCUCCAUAUUUCAAUGGGAAUUGUUAGGUGCUCAGCAUCUCUAAAGAUAACAACCUAAAUGCUCAAUAUUUCUGAUAUUUGUUUUCUUUCAUAAAAUCGUGCUUCCUAAUAUCCAUUUUUGUUUGUUGCACAAAUCCUGUAGUUUCCUUUGCUAUCAUCCUUUUCCUGUUGCAUAGAUAUUUUGCAUUUAGAGGUUUUUCUUUCUUUCUUUCUUUUUUUUUAAAUCAGGAUUAAUCUCCCCAGAUGCUUGGUUGCAUAACAAGAUCCUGUGUUUUUUAUUGCACAGUGCUACAUAAUGAAUUUCUGAGAGCAUGAGCCGUAGCUUUUUCUGUCACAGGAUCUGUUACUAUGGAGGAAACUUUGGGAAUCCAAUAUUAAACAUUUAAAACAAUUCCAUUGAAUGAAAGACUAAAGCUGUGCUUCUUACCUUGAUUAUAUUUUCAAUGAUACAGGUAUUUAUCAGUCUUGCAGUUCACUAUUUCUGAAUGAGAAAUUUCAAUUUGAAGCAGUUUCUUUCAGGACUUUCUCUUGACUCUGUAUUCUGUGUUGUUACAAAUGCAGUAAGCAAAGUGGGCAUGAAAGUAAAAAGGCAUCUUGGGCAUUAUGCUGUCAUGUAUGAAUACACUGGAUUCUUCCUCCCAGGACUAGAAGUCAGGAAAUCUUAAAGGUUCAGUAUUGCGAUCACCAUCCCUUCAGUCAACUAGCUCAUCAUUGCUGUUUUUGAAUCUGCCAAAAGGGUCUGCUUAAAAAAA
Messenger RNA from Terrapene triunguis (Three-toed box turtle), 2379 nucleotides. RefSeq names its product NADH:ubiquinone oxidoreductase complex assembly factor 6 (gene NDUFAF6). Gene Ontology annotation, biological process: mitochondrial respiratory chain complex I assembly; biosynthetic process. The transcript is spliced from 9 exons. Lineage: Eukaryota; Metazoa; Chordata; Testudines; Emydidae. The record is from RefSeq and is a predicted model, not a curated record. Gene Ontology annotation, cellular component: mitochondrion. The coding region runs from base 6 to 989 and encodes 327 amino acids.